Messenger RNA from Dinoponera quadriceps, 723 nucleotides. RefSeq names its product cell death specification protein 2. The transcript has 4 exons. The coding region runs from base 1 to 723 and encodes 240 amino acids. The record is from RefSeq and is a predicted model, not a curated record. Gene Ontology annotation, molecular function: DNA-binding transcription factor activity, RNA polymerase II-specific; RNA polymerase II cis-regulatory region sequence-specific DNA binding. Lineage: Eukaryota; Metazoa; Arthropoda; Insecta; Hymenoptera; Formicidae. Gene Ontology annotation, biological process: regulation of transcription by RNA polymerase II. Gene Ontology annotation, cellular component: nucleus.
AUGAGUUCGCACGCUCACGCGAGGACGGUGUGCACCGGCAACGCAGUCUCCGGCGCGUUCUCCGCGCUGCACCUCCUGCGGAGCUGCAGCCUCUUCGCCCCGAACUCAGAUCUGUGCAGGUACGAGACGUAUCCCGGCCGGGACUACGGCUUCGUCGAGCCCGAUAUUCUAACCAACUCCGUCGCGUCCACGGACUCACCAUCCUCGCCUUUAACGCCGUCCUCCUUGUCGACGACGUUCUCGCUCCCGGGUACGCUGCUCCAACCGCCCUUCCUCGCAGCGAUGCCACCCUUGAUGCAAUCGCUCAGCGUGCCUCAACCGUUCUCCACUCCCGCUACCGGUGCCAUGAGUCGCCAUUUCAUCGCCACGAGCGGCAUCACCACCCUCCAUCGGAGACCUAGAAGCGAAAAGAAGCCGAUUCCGGACGAGCAGAAGGACGAGAAGUACUACGAGAGGCGCAAGCGGAACAAUCAAGCGGCGAAGAAGUCGCGGGACGCUCGCAAAAUACGGGAGGAUCACAUCGCUCUGAGGGCGACGAUGUUGGAGCACGAGAACGCGAUCCUGAAGGCGCAGAUAGUGACCCUACGCGAGGAGGCGCAAUCGCUGCGGCACAUGUUGAUCAAGCAGCACAGCCCGGCGAUACAGUCCAUCGAACGGUCGAUCUCCUCGAUGACACCCGUUACACUCACCCCGCCGCGCACGACCGUCGGUUUAGAUUGUUAA